UCUCCUACGCGACUCAUCUAUACACCUAUGCUUAUCUCGUCCUUGAUUGCUCCGUUUUUCCGAGGUUUUACUUUUUUUUUUUUCCUAAUUUACAACACAACACCGCCAUGCAUGGUCCUUCCGUAAAAGAAUAAAAGAUACAUGAGUCAACGCACGUUCCUUCCUAAGAGUCCAUCCGAGGAUUCUAAGGAGAUUAGGGACGAACGUCAACGACCAAGUCCCUUGCAGUUCGUGACAGAGUCAGGGCGGGAGAGCUUAUGAGGCUGCGAUAGUGUAUAGACUGUAGUGCGAGGAAGAGCUAGGCAGCCUGGCCAGAUGAAGAUCAUGACAGAUGAUGAUGCCCUGGAUACUAUGGACACAGAAGAUACAGAAGAAGAAAUUUAUUCUCGCAAAGUAAACGAUUUGAAAGCACACAACAACAACAGCCCAGAAGUCGAUCAAAAUGGUUCACUGGUGCGGCGCAGUACAAGACAUAAAUCACAAACCUAUGAUAAUCUUAACCAAAGUUGGAUUUUCGGAACGCAAACUUUGAAAGGAUAUCCAACGUAUAACAAACACGACUCUUCAUCAGAUAAAGAAAUGGCCGAUGAAGCUCCUUCAAUAACGAGAAGAUUGAGGAGAAGGCAGCUGCCGCUGAAGUCUUCUUGCAAAAACUCAUCGAGGCAUUUGCGAACCCUCGACAGCCACAGCUCGAGCAGGGGGCUUCGGGGUAGACCAUCCCGGAGGAGCGUACGCAACAUCGAGGAAAUGCCGGACCGAGAGCGAGGCAUGCGCGAACCGCGAAAGAUCAGCGAGCUGCGCAGCCUCCGUAGUAGGUCAGAUUACGAGCAUGAGCUCAAAAAUGGUCCACAGCUAAGAGUCAGAGAUAAAACUGAGCGCUUCAAGAUUGAGCCCAAGGAUAAGACCGCCAAUGAGGAGAGAGAGUCGAAGCCGGUGAAGAUGGAAAGCCCUUGUCGAUCAAGGGAUGGACCUGUUACCAGAUUUAGCAAUAGCCAUGCCGGGAAAAACGAUAAACCAAAGUUGGAUGAAAAAGAGCGCAACAACGACAAUGACGUUGACAACGAGGACGACGACGACGAUAAUUCUCCAGAGAGUGAAAAGGCUGAAAAUAAUGAUAAUUCAGACAAUGAUGAGAACGAAGGGUACGAGGAUAUGUACACCAGAGUCAAAAGAACCAGAAGAGUUUCUCAAAGGCAAUUACAGAAACGUCAACUUGCAGAAGACAGUGAUUUAAGCGACUCAUCCGAUGGCACCCCAAGUCCACGUAAAUACAGUUUAAGGCAAAAGAAGCCUGUGGUAGACAGAUUCCAAAUAAAUGCGGAGCAACCGAGGAGAUCCAUGAGGGUCUUUAGAACCGUUUUUAGCAAUUCCAUCAGGAGACGGAAACGCAGGAGUGAAAGCUCCAGCAGUAGCGACUCGUGUGAUUCUGAACCACAACGUUACGAGAAAAAAAGUAAAAAGUCGAGGCAAUCUGCAAUACCUCAAGGAGGAUCAACUGAUCAAAGGGCAGACAUAAGUCCAAUCUCGGUGGACACCAGCAUCACUUUCAACGACGUCGGUGGAUUGGAGUCGCAUAUACACUGUCUUAAGGAGAUGGUUGUUUUCCCCAUGGUUUAUCCAGAAGUUUUUGAUCGUUUUCACUUGACUCCUCCAAAGGGAGUUUUGUUCCAUGGACCACCAGGCACAGGUAAAACCUUGCUAGCAAGAGCGUUGGCGAACGAGUGCAGUAAGGGAAGCAGAAAAGUCUCGUUUUUCAUGCGCAAGGGAGCAGACUGUUUAACCAAGUGGGUCGGUGAAUCUGAACGUCAGCUGAGGUUACUCUUUGAGCAAGCCCAGCAAAUGAAACCUUCGAUUAUAUUUUUUGACGAAAUUGAUGGCCUAGCCCCAGUACGAAGCACUAAGCAAGACCAAAUCCAUGCGAGCAUCGUGUCGACUCUCCUUGCCUUGAUGGAUGGUCUUAGCGACCGUGGCGAGGUGAUUCUCAUCGGAGCAACCAACCGGAUAGACGCUAUCGACCCCGCUCUCAGAAGACCCGGUCGCUUUGAUCGCGAACUAUUUUUCCCUCUUCCAGCUGCAAAAGAAAGACUAGAAAUUAUGAAGAUCCACGUGAACAAGUGGAGCAAUCCACCUGCGGACUAUCUGCUAGAAUCUUUGGCUGAAAAAGCAACUGGCUACUGUGGCUCCGAUUUAAAAGCGCUCUGCACCGAAGCUGUGAUUCAAAGUUUGAAGAGAACGUACCCUCAGAUUUACAAGACCAACAAUCGUUUACUUUUGAGUCCAGAAAGGGUGGAAGUGAAAAAGUUGGAUUUUACGCGAGCCAGUAUGUUGCUGGUUCCAGCGUCUCAUCGAGUGACUUCUUGCGUUGGUCGAAGGCUGGAAUCGUUUGUAGAGCCUCUUCUGGAGUCUUCGUUGCAGGAACUACUUUCGAGAAUAAGGAAAAUUUUUCCACAAGGCACCAACCAUGAACUGGCCAAACUGAAAGUGACAAAGGGGGUUCAUCGUCCACGACUUUUGAUAUCUGGAGGCGACAUGGCGAGAAAUCAAGCAACAUCACUAGCAAAGGCUGUCAUUUUCGACAUGGAUCAUCUUCCCGUGCACACGUUGAACGUCAGUACUCUUUUUGCCGAGAGCGCAAGAUCGCCGGAAGAAGCAUGCGUCCAGGUUUUCAAUGAGGCCACCAGAAAUAUGCCGUCCAUAAUUUACAUAGCGUCUGUUGAUCAGUGGUGGCCCUUAGUACCGGAAACAGUAAAGGCUGUUUUUCUUUGCCGCAUUGCAUCGCUCGAUAUGUCCACGCCUAUAUUGAUUCUUGCGACAAGUGAGUUGUCGUACGAAGAAUUGCCUGAUCAGCUGAAAAAUUUGUUUAGCGAACUUUGUGAGGAGAUACAUUCGAUCGAGGCCCCAACCGAGGAGGAAAGAACCAAAUUUUUCAAGCCAUUAUUCAUGGUUCAGAGCUUACGAGUGCCACAAACCAAGAAAAAGAGAGAUGAGGUAUUGGAAGAAUUGCCACUGGCUCCCGAUCCAGAACCAAAGAAACUCACAGACGAAGAGAAAAGAGUUAUCCAUGAAAAGGAAGAAAUAUCCUUGAGAGAGCUGAGAAUAUUUUUGCGAGAGAUUUGUGCCAAACUUGCGAGAAACCGACAAUUUUUCAUGUUUACCAAACCCGUGGACACAGAAGAAGUUCCAGAUUACAAUAAAAUCAUUGUCCAGCCCAUGGAUUUGGAGACAAUGAUGACUAAAAUUGACAUGCAUUGCUAUCUGUGUGCUCGAGAUUUUCUAGAUGACAUUGAUCUUAUUUGCCGUAAUGCCUUGGAAUACAAUCCAGACAGAGAUCCAGCCGACAAGUUGAUUCGACAUCGAGCUUGUUCCCUUCGAGAUAACGCCUACGCUCUCAUAAAAGCUGAAUUGGAUUCUGACUUUGAAGACAAGUGUAGAAAAAUAUCGACCAACCGCAAGACUCAUCUGGAGGGUGAUAGCAAGAAAAAGGAAAGUCCAAAAUCAACCGUGGCUCAAACCAACGAUAGGUCAGAUAAAAAGGACAGUGGCAUAGGCAAUAAUAGUAUCGUGGUGAAUGGCAAGAAGUUGCCAAGCUCUCGCAAGCGCAGGGGGAUGUGGGCACGCGGCUACGUCAAGAAGAUCAAGAAAAAGAAGAUCUCCUUUGAAGACAGUAGCGUGCACAAUAGCGAAGCGGCUGACAAGUCCGAGCCUGGUGACCACGACAAGUCACAGGAGCUCGAAGUCGAGGAGCACGGGGAGGUAAUGAACGGCCACAUGCCCGCUGAUGACAACACAGACACAGACUCCCUGAAUGAAUUGUCGAAAGAAACGCCGCCAACUACCAGCGAAACCGAGGCUGUCACAGACCAGGUCGACAAGACGGUGCCCGAGCCGAAAAGCCAGAACGAGCUGGAGAGCAUGGAAGUGUCGCCUGGAGAAGACGACAAGCCAAGGGAGCGCAGCGAGUCGCGCGCAUCCUCGACGCACGCCAGCCUCAGUGCCAAGGAUCUGUCUUUUACUCUCGACGAUCUCGAAGAUAGUGAUUCUAGUCUUGCCAUUAAUCUCGAGGAGAGUGACAAAAUAUUAGUUGAUAGAGCGGAACUUGAGCAGGUGUUUACUUACACCGUGCAGGCCACCAAGAACUUUUCUAUCGAAUCGCUGUGCGACGUUCAUGUCCGAUUGAGUAGACGCAUUGCUCUGUACUCUCGAACGUAUGAUAGAAAAUCACUGCCAAAGGAUUUAUUGGAAGAUGUCAAACGUUUUGAGAUACAAUAAUAAUACUACUAUCAUCUUAAAGGAACCGUUUACAACAGAUGAGACGAUUAUUUUUUAAUUUUAAUUUCUGUUUAACAAUUAUCAAAUAACAAUCUUAAGAGAAGUGUGAGAGAUAUGUUCUUUCACUCUCAGUUGUAAAAUGUUUGAUAAUUGUUUAAAAAGUUUUUUCACAAUUAUGACUGCCAAACUUUCUGUGAAAUUAUAAAACGUCGCUUGAAGCGCGAUCGUAAUACGAAUUUUUUUACAUUAGAUAAGUAUGUGAUAAAAUUGGUAGAAUUUUGUAGCCAAUUUUUAGCAAAUGAUGGCCGAAGCAAGCUUAUGUUGCGUUGCACGCAACUAUUCAAUUGGCUUGGCUCCAUUGCAUUAUCAAUUUUGUCGUCGCGUUACUAAUACCUAGUUUAUUUGUAUAGUGACUUUUCACUUUAUCGCCAUUUUGAUAAUAUUAUGCUCGUUGAUAUUAUUUCUUGAUUUACUGCAGUAACAUAAUAAUAGGCCUCCCAUAAGUUACCUUGUCACAAAUAAAUUAUUACACAAGUUGCAAACAGAAAAAGGAAAAAAAGACGAGAAUAUUGAAUCUAGGAUAAAUUUGUUACUUUUCGUAAGCAAGUCACUGUUGAUAAAAGCCAAGAAAUGGCACAGUGUAUAAGUAAUGUACUUAUGUCAAAUUUCACAUAGCAGCAUGUAACCUAGAAUCGAAAAUUCUCCAUUUUCAUAUGUAUAAAUUAUCAUUUUAAUUUAAUUUUUUGUCAAUGAAUAUCGUGAUUUUCUAUAAAAUUCAGAUCAAUUUUUCUUUUCUAAGGCAAAGUACGUUAAUAAAAAUACUCUCAAAUUUUUCGUUUACGUGAGUUCGUGUACUUUCCUUAAAGUAGCUGAAAUAUUUUACCAAAGUAUUCUAUUUUUUAAUAAUACAAUAAUUAAAUUAGGUUACAAGGUAUGAAACAGUGUUGAAGCUUCAACCGAAGAUUUGAUCAAUUUUUUUUAAUGUUAUUAGUUACUUAUAAUUAGCAAUACAAUAGCAUGGAUGCAACUCUAUGUUUC
This is a messenger RNA of Copidosoma floridanum, 5307 nucleotides long. RefSeq names its product ATPase family AAA domain-containing protein 2B. Gene Ontology annotation, biological process: nucleosome disassembly; nucleosome assembly; transcription initiation-coupled chromatin remodeling. Gene Ontology annotation, cellular component: nucleus. Lineage: Eukaryota; Metazoa; Arthropoda; Insecta; Hymenoptera; Encyrtidae. The record is from RefSeq and is a predicted model, not a curated record. Gene Ontology annotation, molecular function: histone binding; ATP binding; ATP hydrolysis activity.